Molecule: messenger RNA, 2166 nt
Organism: Microthlaspi erraticum
Lineage: Eukaryota; Viridiplantae; Streptophyta; Magnoliopsida; Brassicales; Brassicaceae
Source: the annotation of a GenBank genome assembly
AUGGGGUUUGAGAGAACAUGGGUCAGCUGGAUCAUGUCUUGCGUCUCAACAGUCACUUAUAAGGUCCUGCUCAAUGGUCGUUCUCACGGCUUCAUCAAACGGGAACGUGGGAUUAGACAAUGUGACCCUUUGUCCCCGUUUCUUUUUAUUCUUUGUGCUGAAGCUCUUGUCAGCUGCCUUAAUCGCUCUGAGGCCCUGGGUAAGCUUCAUGGGAUAUGUCUGGCACCCCCUGGACCAGCAGUGCAUCACCUUUUAUUUGCAGACGACAGCCUCCUAAUGUGUAGAGCUUCUGUAGAAGAAGCAGAGGAGCUAAUCAGUGGCUCUAAAAGGAAAUUACUUAAUUUCCUCCAAGAGAAACUACAAGGACGCCUCAGAGGUUAUUAUGCGAAGGCCCUGUCUCAAGGAGGUAAAGAGGUAUUGAUUAAAUCGGUGGGACUUGCUCUUCCUGUUUAUGCCAUGUCUGUCUUCAAGCUUCCCAUAGAUCUUUUCAAGAAACUUACUAGUGCCAUGACAGAGUUCUGGUGGAGUAGCGGUGAUAAUAAACGGAAAAUCCCAUGGGUUGCAUGGCAGAAACUAUGUAGAGACAAAGACAAAGGUGGCCUGGGUUUUCACGAUAUCGGUAAGUUCAAUCAAUCGUUGUUGGGGAAACAAGCCUGGAGGAUCUGGAAAUAUCCUAACUCUCUGUUGGCUCAGAUUCUACGGAACCGGUAUUUUAAAAAUGGUGAUUUCUUGGGCUGUGCUAUGGGGGCUAGACCAUCUUACGCAUGGCGCAGUUUAUUACAUGGAAGAGAGCUACUCAGUCAAGGACUAGUCAAGGCUAUAGGCGAUGGAAAGGAAACAAGGGUUUGGGGAGUUAACUGGAUCAUCGAUGAAGUCCCACGUCCGUUAAAGUAUAGAGCAGACAGUACCAUUGACCUCACACUGCAUGUAUCCGACUUGAUCAAUCAAUCUACGGGACAAUGGGAAACUACUCGGGUCCAACAGGUAUUUAGUCAACAUGACGCUAUCAGGGUACUUCAGCUCAAAACCAAUAUCCUCCGCCGGGAUACUUGGGUUUGGGGUUUUUCGAAGAAUGGAGAGUACUCAUCACGCUCUGGCUAUAAGUUCCUUGAGACUCUUCAAGAUUUGGACGUGCCUGCUUCUGCUUCCCUUCCGCCUCUUGAAAAACAACUAUGGUCCGACUUGUGGAAAACUAAGACCUCGCCGAAGCUCCGUCACUUUUUCUGGAGGGCUCUGUCCGGUGCUCUAGCUGUCAAAGAGCGCCUUCGUUCCCGAGGCAUUAUGAUGGACUCAACAUGUGACACUUGCCGAGCUGGACCGGAGAGCAUUUGCCAUGUCUUAUUUACGUGCCCAAAAGCAAAGGAAGUCUGGGAGCGGUCCUCUAUACCUCUUCCUCCAGCAGGCUUCUCCACCAACUCCACUUUCUUGAACCUGCACUACUUGCUAUCCUGCAGUAAGAACAAAAGCAUCAAUGCCAACAUUAGACUCAGCUUUCCGUGGAUCCUUUGGCAUCUAUGGAAAUCGAGGAAUGCUCUGUUCUUUGAACAUAUCCACUAUGACGCGGCUGCUAUUAUCACCAAGGUAAAGGAAGAUGUUGACAUUUGGUUUCAGGUGGAGGACCCUACUCCUUGUUUUGCUACGUCUUCUGCAACAACACAACCUGGAGACCCUAAGUGGAGGAGGCCGCCCCCAAAUUCAGUGAAAUGCAACAUAGGAGCUUCAUGGCAUCGUGGGCAUUUUACAAGUGGUGCUUCUUGGAUAGUGAGGGAUCAGUCUGGAUUAGCGCUGCUUUCGCAUAGUCGCAGAUCGUAUGCUAUGGUCUCUUCUCCUACUGAAGCUGAGCUUUUAAGUUUCUAUUGGGCUAUUGAAUCUUUGAAGAAUCUGCACUUUAGAGAAAUGAUCUUUGAGUCCUCUCUGGCCCUAGCUAAGGAAGCCUUGCUCCUCCCUGACCUUUUCCCCCAGUUCAGGCCCCUUCUGGAUGCGAUCUUCUCCCUCUUGCAGACAUUUGAAUCAUGGAGUUUUGUUCACAUCUCUGGAACUGGGAAUCGGAUCGCUAAUGCUAUCGCCAAUAGUGUUAUGGAUUUCAACCUGUUUCAAUCCUAUGUUGGCAGUAAUGGCCCUGUUUGGCUUCAUGAUCUUUUGCUUGACGAUGCGGCAUCCGGUUAA